Messenger RNA from Prunus armeniaca (apricot), 513 nucleotides. Lineage: Eukaryota; Viridiplantae; Streptophyta; Magnoliopsida; Rosales; Rosaceae. The record is from the annotation of a GenBank genome assembly.
AUGGCAAGGCCAAAAUUUGGGAACAAGACCAAGAUGGCUGCGGCGGCAUUGAUGAGUUGCUUGCUGGCGGCGGCGGCAUUCAUGAGUUGCUUGCCGUUUUGGGUUGCAAGGUUUGGGCCUCAGACAUGGCAGAAGUGGCGGAAAAGCUCGAGCAGCUGGAGAUGGUCAUGGGCUUUGCUCAAGAAGAUGGGAUUUCUCAGCUUUCUGAUACAGUCCACUACAACCCAUCUGAUCUCUCUGGCUAGGUUCAGAGCAUGCUCUCUGAGUUCAAUACGGUUGACAGGUCAACAAUCGACGACCCGCUUUUUGUUGCAGCUGAUUCUUCCUCAAUCACCUCCAUACAUUUCUCAAAUUCCCACCAGAGGCACCAAGGGCAAUUCGCUCACCAGGCUUAAAGAAGAAGAAUCUAGCGGAGAGAAAGAAGAAGAAGAAAAGAAAGGGAGGAAAGAAGAAGAAGAAAGAAAGAGAGAAGGGAAAGAAAUAAAAAAAAAAUAUUUUAUAAUUUUGGAUUGA